Messenger RNA from Linum trigynum, 818 nucleotides. NCBI's taxonomy places the organism in Eukaryota, Viridiplantae, Streptophyta, Magnoliopsida, Malpighiales, Linaceae. The record is from the annotation of a GenBank genome assembly.
CUGAAAUUACCUCUGGCCUGCAUUGUUGGAAGAAACAACCGCUACCAUCUUGAUUCGACUACGAUGCGGAGAACUCUGUCCUCCAUUGCUGGAAGAGCUUUUGCAACAGUUCAUAGCCCCGACUCUCCACCUGGUCCCAACAGUAAACUAUUCGUUGCAGGUCUGUCAUGGUCGGUGAACGAGAAAUCAUUGCAAGACGCUUUCUCCUCUUUCGGCGAGGUAACAGAAGUGAGGAUUGCGUAUGACAGAGACAGCGGAAGAUCAAGAGGGUUUGGGUUUGUGAGUUUCACUAAAGAAGAUGAGGCCAGUAGUGCCAAGGACGCCAUGGAUGGGAAGGCACUGCUGGGUCGACCAUUGAGAAUUAGCUUUGCUCUAGACCGAGUUCGUGGGGGACCAGUUGUCGUCCCCCGUCUCUCUACUAAUGCAACAACACAUUACACUCGUUCCUGAUGCUUCUGAAAAAAUCUUACUCUCCAUUUUGGAUCAGCACCAUUGUGUAAACUUGCCCCACUUCGGGUUGAUUGUUUUUCAGCAGUUUCUUGUAUGAUCAUGAGUUAACCUUAUAGCAACUGCAGUACUGCACACUCCUUCGAUUGCAUAUGUCUAUUGAAAUGUCAUUAUUACUUCUGUGUGUAAUAUCCAUACUCGUCAUGGAACUGUGACACACUUAACACAAACUGAAUGCAGUACGUAGUUAUAAACACCAACCUGUCAACCACCCCAUUUGAUGCCAACUGAAACAGUGGUUUCCAUCUCAGAUCUUUGUGCCAUAGUUGGAAGUCAUCAACAUUAUCACUUAAUGAAACAGCUAUCAAAAA